GAAUUGUAGGUGGGGAUGACCAUGGAUGACUACAUUGUUCUUGCUGAUAUCCCAAAGAUCCAGCUGGAAUCAGAGGAAGAGUGUCCAGGGCUGAGGUGGAGGAAUCAGAGUCCCAGCCCAUGCAGGGAUCAGAGGCUAAGGACUUACAGGUAUCAAGAUGAGAUAGACAUCUACAGUUCCAGGCUUGAGUCUGAUGACAGGGGGAGAGGCAGAGAGAGGGGGAGAGACAGACGGGAGAAAUGCCGUGACUCUGAGAAUGGUCGAUCAUCUCGAAGGCAGUCAGCCUCGUCUCUUCAUAUACAGAGUGCAGAUAAUCAAAGUGGAAAACACAGAUUGUCAAAAGCAAAGGAACAAGUUCCUCCUGAUCGGCCGCAGACACAGGGAUGGAUGUCCAGACUGGAUGAACACGGCAAGUGGACUAAACAUUGGUUCGUUCUUGGUGAUACUUGGCUGAGGUACUACAGAGGCUCAGAGGCCGAGGAGUCAGAUGAUCUGGAUGGAGAGAUUGACCUGACAUCGUGUGUGAAUGUGUCAGACUGUGAUGUAGAGAGGAACUAUGGGCUCCAAAUACAAACAAAGAGAGCAGUGUUCACUCUCUCUGCCAUGACCUCCAGAAUACGACGAAACUGGGUGAAAUUACUAAAGCAGGCGAUCCAGAACAACACGCACCAAUCAGACAGCAGCAGCGAGAAAGAGAACCCCCUCUCCCUCAGACCGUCGUCAUGCCAACCCCAUGCUCGGUUCACCUGUGAGGACUCCGGCUAUGAACCCACAACUUCAACCUCCACCAUCACAGCUACAAACUCACAUCAGGCCGACCACCACCUCCAAACUGUAGACGGGGAUCUGGAUGCAGACUUGUCUCCAGCCAGUCAGAGGGAAGAAGGGGAGGGCUGGGACCGCGAGCAAGCGAAGCGAUUGGAGGAGAGGAACAAGUGGUUUGAGGGGGGGGUCUCUUUAAGUGCGAUGGGCAGCAGGUGGGACUCGAUGGAGCUGAAAAGGGGGAGUGUGCCUGUCCCUGUCAUUGAGACCAUGGACUCAGAGGUCAGCGAGAAGUGGGCAGAAUUCGAGAAGCUGUCAUUUAGGGACAUGAGUGCACAGUCUUUCAUUGGAGUGCAGGCUCAUCAGUCAAGCACCCCACAGGCAUCACAGUCUCUUCUUAGCUCCCAGAAUUAUCAGUCAAGAGCCGAAGAGGCCGAACAGUCUGUCACUGUCUCAGAAACUGAUAUAUCGAGUUCAGAGGGGGCUCUUCCAUCCAUAAAUGCAGCCCAAGCAAUUGAAACACAUACAGCUGAGGUACUUCAAAAGGAGGCCCUCUCUCUUCGAAAGCAAGUGGAGAGCAUUAAGAGGGAACGUGCAGCCAUGGGCCUAGAGGUGCACAGCCCGUGUGGCCCUGCGGCCCCCUGUCGGGCCAAACUAGAAGCCAUGGAGGCAGCCCAUCAGAAGGCACUGCAGGAGUUGCAGGAGAAACAUGCGAGGGAGAUCAGGGAGCUGGAGGAACAGAGAGACAGGAUGCUGCAGAAGGAGAGCCAGGCCGCUGCUAAGGCUAUGGAGGCACUGAGAGCAGCUCACAGAGAGGAGCUGCGCAGAGAGGUGGAGAAGGCCAGGAGGUUAGCUGGAGGAGCUGCACACGUGGAUACUUCAUACAGAGGCCACAUGCCCCAGGCGGACAUCUUACACAGUGAGUUAGAAGUGCUGUCUGAGCGCUACUCUCAGAAGUGCCUGCAGCUGAGCCACACUGAGCAGAGCAGCAAGGGGCGAGAAGUGGACCUCAGUUGCAAGGAGAGAGAGCUGGAGCAGCUCAGAAGAGAGAACCAGGAGCUUAAGGCCAAAUUGGCAGAAGAGAUCAGCCGCAUGCGUUUUUUCAUCACCGGGCAGAGGUCAGACGUUGCAUCUCUUGGCACCACUGAGCACUCUGCGUCAGAAAUGGAGACAUUACUAAGAGCAAAGGACCAUGAGAUGCAGUAUCUUAAAAAAGAAAUCAGCUGUCUACAGAAUGAAAUGCAAUCUCUUACCAAGGAGAAAGAAGCAGCUUAUGAGCGUUAUAAGGAGGCCUACGUAGAGCUGAGUGACAUGAAGGGUCGUCGCCAGUUGGAGAUGGGAUCCCUCAAUGAACACUUGAGACUGGCCAACGCCGCCCUGCAGGAAGGAGCGGGGCAAACCUGACCAACAAAACUCUUAGAAACUAACCUUGAAGAACAAAGAGAGCAAGCCAAUGUAAAAUGUUUACAAAAUAUAAUAACAUCAUUACAGAACAACAACAAGAUGUGCUGUAUUGACUGGACAUGGCUUGGAAGAGAGAGAAUGCAAUUAAAUGUGGCAACUACUGUGUACUUGGAAACCACCAUGCAAAAACUGUGAAGAUUCAAUAACAACAAGUGUUUAUCCAUGUGUAA
Messenger RNA from Scatophagus argus, 2396 nucleotides. Its product is annotated as myosin phosphatase Rho-interacting protein-like. The transcript has 14 exons. Gene Ontology annotation, cellular component: actin cytoskeleton. NCBI's taxonomy places the organism in Eukaryota, Metazoa, Chordata, Actinopteri, Scatophagidae. The coding region runs from base 16 to 2166 and encodes 716 amino acids. The record is from RefSeq and is a predicted model, not a curated record. Gene Ontology annotation, biological process: actin filament organization; positive regulation of substrate adhesion-dependent cell spreading. Gene Ontology annotation, molecular function: actin filament binding.